Molecule: messenger RNA, 2169 nt
Organism: Pyricularia pennisetigena
Lineage: Eukaryota; Fungi; Ascomycota; Sordariomycetes; Magnaporthales; Pyriculariaceae
Exons: 1
Coding region: 1-2169 (722 amino acids)
Source: RefSeq, a predicted model, not a curated record
AUGCUAGCCUCUACCCUUUUCAAGAUAGUCGCCGUCACGGCCUGCAGCGCUCCGGUGCUGGGUCGUGACCUUCGACUGGGUAGCAACGCCAAAGUUGCCGGCCGCUCCGCCUCGGACGACAACAGCCACGCCAUCCAAGCCAGGGAUGUUUUUCACCGUUACGAUAAUGGGAGGCUACCAUAUAUUUGCAGCAUCCCGCUUAUCGGCCAAAUUCCCAAAGUCUGCCGAGCUCCGAAAUAUGCGCCCACCCAGGCUAGUGCUGGUGGUGCUGGUACUAGUGGUUCUGGUGCUGGCGCUUCCGGUUCUAGUGCCAAGGGCGAUGUUAAUAUAAUGAUUGGCUCCGGCAACACUUACACCGGCAAUACUGUCGGAGCCGUUCCUAGCUCCACCACCUCGGGAACCAACGCUUUGGCGGGUGGCGGUCUUGAUAAUGCUAUUGGUGGCGCUUUGAGCGGCGCUCUGGGUGGUUCCGGAGGUGCUGCCGGUAGUGCGGCUGCCGGUGAUGCUUCUUCGCUCAACACUGCCGGUGGUGCGGCUGCCGGUGAUGCUUCUUCGCUCGGAGCUGCCGGUGGUGCGUCUGCCGGUGGUGCUUCUUCGCUCAACACUGCCGGUGGUGCGCCUGCCGGUGGUGCUUCUUCGCUCAACACUGCCGGUGGUGCGCCUGCCGGUGGUGCUUCUUCGCUCAACACUGCCGGUGGUGCGCCUGCCGGUGGUGCUUCUUCGCUCGGAGCUGCCGGUGGUGCGUCUGCCGGUGGUUUUGGAGAUGAUACUUCGACCGCCCCAGACGCCGGUGGCUACGCUUCAGACCCUACUGGGGCUGCCGCUAAUUCCGGUGCCCCAGCAUCCGCCGGCGCCAGGGGCAACUCUGCUGCCGGCGCCACUGCCGGUGGCCGCUCUGCUGGCGGCAUGGGAACUGACCCUUCCAUAGCUGACUCUGCAGACGGCUCAGACUCUGCAGCCUACGGCUCCGAUGCUGACCCUGCCGCGGGUGGCGCCGCCGCCUCCAAAGCCGGCCGUUCUGCAGCUGCCUCUGCCGGUGGCAAUUCUGCGGCUGGUAUGGGAGGUGAUCCUUCCAUGGCUGCCUCUACCGACACUGCCGACACUUCCGAGUCAAAUGGCGCCGAGCCUCCCUCGGGUGCUCCAGGUACCGCUGGACCCAAAGCUCAUGAAUCUGUGGGUGUUUCUAGAGGUCAAUCUUCUGCACGUGGCACUGGCACUGACUCCACCUCGCUUAACAAGCGCGCGGCAAAGGUUGAAGCUGCCAGCAAAAAUAAGCGGCUCCCCGCGAAAUGCCAUGUCCCCAUCAUCAAAUCGUUGGGCAGAUGCCACCGCCUAAGGAAGGAGAAAAAGGCGGCAAAGAAGCUGGCAGAGGCCAAGGCAGCGCACGACCAGGCCGUCGCCGAUACCACCAAGCACCACGAUCAUGAAAAGCGCUCCAUCAAAUGCUAUGUUCCUCUAGUCCGCAGCUUCAGCAGCACAUGCAGGGCCAAGAAAGCCGCCAAGAAACAGGCCGAAGCCAAUGGCGGCUAUGGAGACUUUAGCAGCCAUGGUGGCUAUUCUUCCCAGACUGGUUACGGCACCGCGGCUGGUGGCAUGGGUGGUGGUUAUGAAGCCACUGGCGGCUACUCUUCCCAGGCUGGUUACGGCAUGGGUGGCAGUGGCAUGGGUGGCAUGGGUGGCAUGGGUGGCAGUGGCAUGGGUGGCGGCGCCGGUUACUCCAGCGGGGGUGUCUACAGGCGUUCUGCACCGGCAGCUCAUACUGCUGGUCAGGACACCAACGAGGUAGGACUGACGCGCUUGCACCUCAAGUGCAGAUUGGGUGCAUUGAGCUUCGUUUUUGAGACAUGCCGCGACAUUUACAAGGCCAAGGAAAAGUCAAAGGCUAGAGGUCAUGGCGCCCAUUCCUCCAUGGGUAGCUCAUACCCCGGGGCCGGAGACAGUUACUCGAGUGGCGCUUCGAGCGGUGGUUCCUACGGAGGCAGCAUGGGCGGCAGUAUGGAUAUGGGUAUGAGUGGCGGCAGUAUGGACAGCAGCAUGGGCGGUAGCAUGGGCGGUAGCAUGAGCGGUGGCAUGGACAGCAGCAUGGGCGGUGGCAUGGGCGGUGGCAUGGACAGCAGCAUGGGCGGCGGCGCCAGCAGCGCCAUGGGCGGUAUGAGCGGCGGCUACUGA